This is a messenger RNA of Dermochelys coriacea (leatherback sea turtle), 7246 nucleotides long. RefSeq names its product transmembrane protein 169 (gene TMEM169). The transcript is spliced from 3 exons. The record is from RefSeq and is a predicted model, not a curated record. Bases 874 to 1800 code for a protein of 308 amino acids. NCBI's taxonomy places the organism in Eukaryota, Metazoa, Chordata, Testudines, Dermochelyidae.
GGCUGAGGGGGGAGAGGCUGCUACGGCGGCGGCCCCUCGGGACGGGGACUGCGCCCUCUGCCCGCCCCCAGGCAAGCCCAGCCGGGGGCAGGAGCGUCCGACCCCGACAGCGGACCCAGCUCGGGGCAGGGGCGUCCGCUCCUCUCCCCCCCCCCCCAUCGCAGAGCAGCCGGGGGCAGGGGCGUCCGCUCCUCUCCCCCCCCCCCCAUCGCAGAGCAGCCGGGGGCAGGGGCGUCCGCUCCUCUCCCCCCCCCACCCCCAUCGCAGAGCAGCCGGGGGCAGGGGCGUCCGCUCCUCUCCCCCCCCCCCCCUCGCAGAGCAGCCGGGGGCAGGGGCGUCCGCUCCUCUCCCCCCCCCACCCCCAUCGCAGAGCAGCCGGGGGCAGGGGCGUCCGCUCCUCUCCCCCCCCACCCCCAUCGCAGAGCAGCCGGGGGCAGGGCGUCCGCUCCUCUCCCCCCCCACCCCCAUCGCAGAGCAGCCGGGGGCAGGGGCGUCCGCUCCUCUCCCCCCCCACCCCCAUCGCAGAGCAGCCGGGGGCAGGGGCGUCCGCUCCUCUCCCCCCCCACCCCCAUCGCAGAGCAGCCGGGGGCAGGGGCGUCCGCUCCUCUCCCCCCCCCCCAUCGCAGAGCAGCCGAGGGCAGGGGCGUCCAUCCCCCUUUGCAGACCCCCUUCACCCGCAUUGCAGACCCAGCUGGGGCCUGAAGCAUCCGACCCCCACGCAGCGGGGCGGCAGGUUGGAAAUGUAGGCUGUCUGUUGGAUGCUUGACUAGGAUGUUUUCGCAAGCCAGAGCAUCCCUGCUAAUCAUUGCCUGAUCAAUGGCUCAGAAGUGCUGAUAGAUUUUUUUUUUUUUUUUUUUAAACACCUCCUCAGAGAUGCCUGAUGAGACACUUCAAAACAGCAGUGGGAUGGAGGAAGCAGUGCAGAGGGAGAACAAGGCUGGAACACGCAGCCCGCACCGAGGCUCCCUGCGGAGAGCUGUGGCUAUGGCAGUGACCUUUGAUGGAGAAGCCACUAUGGACAGAAGGAAAAAGAAAAAGAAAGAGUCCCGUCCAGAGUCUAUUAUAGUUUAUCGGUCGGAGAAUGAAAAUAAGGUGGAAGAAGAGCAGUUGGAUGAGGAAGGAAGGGAGAGAAGUUCAGAAGAAGGCUCCAAGUUCUUGGGAAAUUCUGUGGCAGACGGUGCCUGGAGCAUGCCCUUAGACAGCCGAUAUGUUACUUUAACUGGAACUAUUACAAGAGGAAAGAAGAAGGGCCAGAUGGUGGACAUCCAUGUUACGCUAACAGACAAAGAGCUACAGGAGCUGGCUAAGUCAAAGGAGCCUCCAAAAGAUGAGACACCAGAAGGAAAGAAGACUUGCGACGUUGGAUUGGACAGGGGCCCCCAUGUCCUGCUCUGGAGCAUCAUCUGCCUUCCUGUCAUCUUUGUAGUGUCCUUUGUGGUUUCCUUUUACUAUGGGACCAUCACUUGGUACAACAUCUUCUUGGUGUACAAUGAAGAGAGGACCUUCUGGCACAAGAUCACCUUCUGCCCCUUACUGAUUAUCUUCUAUCCUGUCAUAAUCAUGGUCAUGUCUUUCUUCCUAGGCUUGUAUACGGCAGUUACUCAGAUUGCGUGGUCCUUUGGCGGCUGGUGGCAUGCCGUGAGUGAUAUGGAGAAGGGAUUCUGUGGCUGGUUGUGUAGCAAGCUGGGCCUAGAAGACUGUUCCCCAUACAGCAUUGUUGAACUGCUAGAUUCUGACAAUAUCUCAGGUAGUCUGUCUGGCAAAGGCUCUGCACAGGGUGUUGAGACUUCAGCAGUUUGAGGCUUUGUCCUGCCUGACUCUUGACUUUCUUGUUCACAUGUAUUAUGAAUGGUGCACCACACAAAGAACUACGCUUACUUUUUUAUCUUUGAGCACGCACUUAGAGAAUGAAAACUUAGGAGUUGGGGGGAGAAGGGAAGUUAAAUGUGCACAGAGCACCAAAAUGCGGGAUGAGAGUCUGGCAUUUGUUGUCAGGUGAACAUGCAUGGUUAUGUCAUAGGGCUGCUUAGCUGAUCUCUUUUAAUAUUUGGUUUUAGCAAAUCACAACUGUAUGUAAUUGUGAGAAGAUCCAGGUGUGUGGGGUUAAGGUGGGAAGCUGUAUAGGUAUGUUGGGAUGAGUGGCAAAAGCCCUGCACUUCUGCAAAAGGCAGUUCUAUCCUUUCCGCCCUAAAACUAGACUAUAUAGUGAAUAUAGACCUAGCUAAAAGAGUCUGUUCUCUGGACAAUCCCUGUACCCAACACCUGCUGAAAUCAGGAGAACUAUGCUUAUCUGGUGCUAGAGGCUAGAUUGAAAAGUGCAUGGUGUUACUAAAGUUGUCUUAGAAACCAGUUGUGACAGGUUCGGUCACAGAGACCCCCCCCCUUGGACUGUCACCUGAUGUGCUGAGACUAUCUCUGAGCCAUUUUUCUCUACCAGCAUGGGACUCCAGAACCCUGCCUUGUUGACACAGACACGCUAGCCAGAUGCAAGACAGACCCAGGUCUGGUCCAUGCCCCUAAAGCUGCAGACUUUAACCAAAAACUGCUCUGCAGGUCACCUAUCUCCAGCACCGAGGCACCCAGUUCCCAAUGGGAUCCAAACCCCAAAUCUGUUUUACUCUGCAUAAAGCUUAUACUGGGUAAACUCCUAAAUUGUCCCCCCUCUAUAACACUGAUAGAGAGAGAUGCACAGCUGUUUGUUCCCCCGGGUAUUAAUCACUUACUCUGGGUUUAUCAAUAAACAAGUGAUUUUAUGAAGUAUAAAAAGUAGGAUUUAAAUGAUUUCAAGUAAUAACAGACAGAACAAAGUAAGUUACCAACCAAAAUAAAACAAAACACGCAAGUCUAAGCCUAAUAUCUUAAGAAACUGAUUACAGAUAAAUCUCACCCUCAGAGAUGUUCCAGUAAGCUUCUUUCCCAGGCUAGACUCCUUCCUAGUCUGGGGCCAAUCCUUUCCCCUGGUACAGUCCUUGUUAGUUCCAGCAGGCAUCUUCGAUGAAAAGCAGGGGAUUUCUUGUGACUGGAACCCUCUUUGUUCUGUUCCACCCACUUUUAUAUCUUUAGCACAAGGCAGGAAUCUUUGAUCUCUCUGGGUUCCCACCCUUCCUUCUAAAUGGAAAAGCACCAGGUUUAAGAUGGAUUCCAGUAUCAGGUGACAUGUUCACAUGUCCUAUGAGACCUCUCCAUUCUUCCAGGGCUGGCCCGCACUUAUACAGGAAGACUUUCAGGUAAAUAUAAACCAUUUACAACCAAUUGUCCUAGUCAAUGGGCGCAAUCAAGAUUCUAAACCACCAUUAAUGGCCUACGCUUUGCAUAAUUACAAUAGGACUUGUAUUGUAUGAAUGAAUGUAUGUAUGUAUUCAUAUUCCUAGUUUCAGAUAAAAGAAUGAUACAUUCAUACAAUUAGGAUGAACACACUCAGUAGAUUAUGAGCUUUGUAAUGAUAUCUUAAAAGAGACCUUUUGCAUGAAGCAUAUUCCAGUUAUGUCAUAUUCACACUUAUAAACAUAUUUUUGUAAAGCAUAUGGAGUGCAAUGUCACACUGGUAUGUUGGGAAAGGUGUUUCAAUAGUUCACACAAAUGCAACAAACCUUGCAAGUACUCUGGCUGCUGCAGCGAAGAAUGUAUAGUGGUUUGAAAGGCAACCUCGAUACUGAAUUAUCUGGUUUGGUGUGCAAGCAAAAGCUCAGGUUGUAUCAAAAGGUUCCUCCUUUAGCAGCAUAAGAAAGAAGCAUCUCCACUGAACAAGAACCAGGAGUUUGUACUUGUGAAUGCAGUGUGUGUUUGUGUGGAGCAGUAGCACAUGUAGUUAGAGCUGCACAGAUGAUAUGUGCAGAGGGAAAGUCUUUCUACGUAGAUAUGAGGCAACAGAAUGGCCUGUCUUGCUGUCCUGAUAGGGCAGUGAAUCUAUUUGGAAUGGGAGAUCCUGAGCCAGUGUCAUUUAGUGCUAAUGCAAAAUGCAUUAAUGUCUCCGGCUGGAAAUCCGACCCCCCAUUACUUGACUCCAUACAGUUAAUUAUACUGAGCGCUGAUGGACUUCUACCUUCAUUUUAAGUCUGUCCCCUUCCCCCCGUAUUUCAUUGUCAUGGAUGUUUUUCUUCUUUUGGAGACAUUCAUGGUGUCAUCACCUCCUGGAGGAACAUUUUUAAGGCAUUUAAAGACUGGCACAGAAGCUCCUUUCUGAUCCCUAUCUUGACUGUAAGGUUUCGGACUGGGAAGGUGGGUGGUAGUUGAGUUACAGGUGUCCAAAAGAUAGAUGUAGUUUAUAAGUACUCUGCACACACAUACCUCUACAGCAGUGGUUUUCAACCUUUUUUAUUGUUUCCAGACCUCCUAAAAAUGUUGAAUAGAGGUGCAGACCCCUUUGGAAAUCUUAGACAUAGUCUGUGGACACCCAGGCGUCCGUGGACCACAGGUUGAAAACCACUGUUCUACAGCAAGGUUGGUAACAGUGAAAGGCCUGGAGCCUGAGCCCUAUACUUCCACGUCCCCAGGGUACAGACAUUAAGGGCAGCAACCGAUCAAUCUUCCCCUUCACUGCCUCACUCCCAGCAUGGAAGGGCCCACCAGUCACAUGCGUGGAGAUAGAUGAUUCAUAGUCCAUGUGCAAUCUAUUCAAAUAAUGUGGCCUUCAUGGGUGUAUGCACUUUUCUCCCCUAGCAGAGGGCUUAUCUGCUUUUGUCUUGGGGUUGCUGAAAGCUUGUUUCUCACACACUGGGUUUAGCGGGGACACUGACCUUCCCAGCAUGGGGACUUGGCUUGUUUAAACUGUGUGUGUAUGCUUGACCUCUUCCUUCUGCAGCUCACUGCUGGGCACUGCUGGCCAGAUAGGAUGCAAAGCAGCCUGCUUUAGGUACAGCUGUAUUUCCACAUCUGUGCUUGCUCCAGCUUCACUGUACUGAAUCUGGUGCCUGGAGAAGUAAACAAACGACAGCACAUUAGCAGGUGAAGCAGCAAAACCAAAUGUGUGCCAAAGAGAUAGGGGAAAAAAAAAUCCAGGAACAAAGAUUAAAGCCAGCCAUAAGCAGAGCUUCUCAGCUUCCGAGAAUAGCAUCGUACGUUAAAGAGAAUCUCCUGGUCUCUUUUCACAUCAAACUAAUCUCAGUAGAAUUUUACUCCUCCCGACACUGAUCCCUUUUUCUGGGCAUUGGUCAAACCUCUACUUACGUCUGUAGUUGUAACAAGGAUUAGGAUUCCGACUUGCAGUUGUGUCUUGCAGGGAAAUGAAGUGAAUGCCACUGGCUCCUUGGACUUCAUGUACAAAAAUCUAAACUGCUGGGCACACUUUUGUGCCCAACACCUGGGAAGCCCCUAAACAUUUGGGAGAUUUCUGAAUUCGUAGUGCCGGUGUCUUUUUUUAAAUCACUGUGCAAUGUUCAGCUCUGAAACGAAUGCUCCUUAACUUGGAAAGAGUAGGUGUAAUUAUGGUAGGGGAGGCAGAAACUCUGGACCAAAGACAUUUGAACCAACUCUGGACUGAAGCACAAAUUGUCCCAAUCUGUUGUUCUUUGGAUUUAUCCCUUCAGCCAAGCAUCUCAAAGCACUCUGAGAACUUCUGUGAAUCCUUGCAUUGCCACUGUCGGGUGGGGGUGCCAUGCCUAUUUUAUAGGUAGGGAACUGUGGUACGUGGAAGGUGAGUGACUUGCUAGAGAUCACCCAGCACCUGACUGGUCUAGCCAUGAAUGGAACACACGAGUCCUGACUCUUGGUCUCCUCUAAUAGAUAUGGUCCAUUAGUAAUUGUCUAGUAGCCCAGUCUCACUUUUUUUAGCAGCUUCUUAAAGACAGGGGGUCCUCUCUGGUAGGAAACAAACCUUUUGAGACAAUAGGAAAUACCUUCCUCUCAGAAAAUCACAACUCUAUUCAGCAUUGGGGUCAAUUCAAGCAAAGGUGGUGCCUCACACAAAGCUGAUCUCCUGGAGUCGUUUUCCUAGAGGCCUGACCCGCCGCUUUUUCCCGUCUUCUGAUGCCUGUAGUAAGAAAUGCAAGAAAUAAGUGGCUGAGCCUUGGCAGUCUGUUUCAAUUGGCCCAGGGCCACUGAUCCAUUCUGAAAUACCUCACCUGGGAACAGCAGGUGCACAGAAGUCUGGAAGGGCUUAAGUUGUACAAAACUGGGAGAGGGUUAGUCAUGAGAACUCUCCCUUAUGAGACACUGCCAGCUUCCUAUUCUCCUUACAAGAAGCACCAGGUUGAUUCAGAAGACUGUUUUGUUUACUUUGGGUCUGCUGCAUAUAUUCGCAGUGGAUGCUGGGGGCGGGAAGGCAGGCAGGCAUCACUGCAGGUGGAGAAGGAAGAGGAGCAGUUCAGCUACUAUUCACAAACAGUGAAUGCUCAGACCUGAGUCAACAGCAUAAAGGGCCCUUUAGCUCCCAGAGGGCUUGGAUGGUAAAUACUAGACACAACACAGCUUUGUACAGUGUCCGUUCUCUGCUCUGCUCUGCUCUUGGAUUCACCCAAAAGAUGGGAAGCUGUCUGCUGGAGAGGAGCAGCCGAAAUCAAAUGUGUGCCUCUUACUGCCGCAUACACCCAAAGGAGGGUCAGAUGAACUGUCCUCCUCAUACACACAUUACAGUUAGGCUGCUGGACAUGCUGAAAUUGCCCUAUGAAGCCCUUUGAAUGGGCUAUACCUGUACAAUAUGUAAUCUGUUUUCUACUUGGAUAUAAAUACCAGGUCUGCGCUUACUCCUGUUGUCCUCAGUGGGAUGGUCCAUCACUGACUUCAGUGGGAACAGGUUUGGACCCUGGGUGAUUUCUGGUGCUAUUUAUAGUAGCUUUUGGACCUUUCGAAAACCAAAAUGCUAGACUCCCCCCCCCCCCCCACCUGCUUGCCUAAUGCUGCAAAGUAUCCGUAAGCUUAAGAACUGGAUGUGAUUGGAAAAAAAGCACAACCGCUUGCUUCAUUCCUCCCCUUGCUGUUUAAAAGCUCAUGAAUAUUUUUGCUUGUGUGCCAUUGUCAAACUGCAGGGCUCCCCAGGAAUCAGUCCCAGUGGCUGAAUGCGUAUCCGGCUGCCCUUGUUUGGAUGUUGGUUUUAAUGUAAAGGAACAGUCUCUCUGUUGCUUUUUGACUGUGCUUUCCCCCUUCCAUCCUGGCUGGCCUGGUGGAGAGUAAAGAUGCAUCUGGCUUUGGGAAAGUGACACACUCACCUUCUUGCUUGACUUUGUAUUUAAAAAAAAAAUCACACAAUGCUAUUGUUUUUUCUGUGCUGAUGAACGAUCAUAAAUUGUCUCUGUCUAGAGUCCCAAAUUAA